ACGUGUACUGCAGACAUACAGAACCUGUCACAGACAAUAUGUCAGUGUACAAUUUCAAGAAAGGGGACAUCCACUUCCUGUCAACUCUUACUUUCUCCAUUUCAAGCCACACUAUUAAUGUAGCUGCUGCACCACCAGAAGGAACUGAACAAGAGAAGCAUUUAUGCAAAGAAACUCACCUCAAGAAAGAAGAGGAAGAUGUAGGGAAUUGACAGAGAUGAUAGUCACAGUGCAGGAGGUCAUUAACAUCUGCAAAGUGGGAGUAGUGAUACACAAAUCUUUAACAGCUCGUAUCUCAAAAUGAUCUUGGCUACAUAUUCAAACUUCAACGCCUCCCAAGACUGGGAAACAAAAUGAAGACUAUAGUGAUGGUCGUGGUGGUGGUGGUGGUGGUGGUGACAGAUGCAGCCAGUAACAGUUGGCAGAAUAACACAGAGAGGAGCAUUGUCUACGUGAAGGGGUUCCCUGCAGCGGGUGGUGACUUGAUCAUAGCGCCAGACACAAGUGUGGCCCCAGAGGACGCCUUUGCCAUCUUUAACACCACGCGUCGCUGUGCUUGUCGCGUGGCCUGCUUCUCCAUCGCGGCAUGUCAAAUGGUGGCGGCGGUGAGCAGGGAAGAUACCGGUAAGGAGUGGAUAGAGUGUCGUCUCAUCGCCGUACGCUACCUCAGUACCAUGCCCCACCUUCAGGAUGACCGUGCUGCUGUCCUCUUUCUUUGGCCAACAGAGAGGCACGUGUGGGUGGACCUUCACUACUACCCGGACGAGGAGGAGCUGAAGUGGGGAGACGGCACCCUCUUCAACGUCAACUACAAUUAUUCAACCUCAUUCUACUAUGAGGAGAUCGUGUACUUUUUUGCAUCUAAUCAUCUCAACGGCGUUCCAAGAAAAAUUAAUAUGACGCUAGAGGUUAUCUGUCAGGCUAAUCCGCUUGGGGAGCCUGACUGGUAGUGACGACGAGCUCCAUUGGCAGUUUCCCUAGCUAGAGUGAAGGGUUAGCGCCGUAUACGAGUCUCCUUUCAUGUUUAGACUGAUAUUGAAAUAGUGUAUGUAUAGAAUAAUAAACUCAUUACAAGCC
Scylla paramamosain (green mud crab) is the source of this 1077-nucleotide messenger RNA. RefSeq lists its product as uncharacterized. The record is from RefSeq and is a predicted model, not a curated record. NCBI's taxonomy places the organism in Eukaryota, Metazoa, Arthropoda, Malacostraca, Decapoda, Portunidae. The coding region runs from base 354 to 950 and encodes 198 amino acids. The transcript is spliced from 4 exons.